CUAUACUAGAAAUUGUGGAUAUUACAAACAAUGGAGGAGUCAAGAUUGAGUUUGAGUUUGAUAAACUUUUAUCUAUUGGUACCGUUGUUUCUUGCAAGUGUUCAUGGAUCUAUAGGUUUUGAGACAAAUGCUAUAGAGCCUCGUCUUAUGCAGACAAAUCCAUAUAUUCCAACAAGUUUUGGGCUUAAAGGUAGUGUUCCAAAAGACCCAAAUCCUGCACAACCUCCUAUAGAUCUCGCAUCAAGUUUUGGGCUUAAAAGGAGUGUUCCCAAAGGCCCAAAUCCUGCACAACCACCAAAGGAUCUCGUAUCAAGUUUUGGACUUAAAAGAAGUGUUCCCAAAUGCCCAAAUCCUGCACAGCCACCUAAAGAUCUUACAUCAAGUUUUGGGCUUAAAAGGAGGGUUCCCAAAGGCCCAAAUCUUGCACAACCACCAAAGGAUCUUGUAUCAAGUUUUGGGCUUAAAAGAAGUGUUCCCAAAGGCCCAAAUCCUGCACAACCACCUAAAGAUCUUGCAUCAAGUUUUGGGCUUAAAAGGAGGGUUCCCAAAGGCCCAAAUCCUGCACAGCCACCAAAGGAUCUUGUAUCAAGUUUUGGGCUUAAAAGGAGUGUUCCCAAAGGCCCAAAUCCUGCACAGCCACCUAAGGAUCUUGCAUCAAGUUUUGGGCUUAAAAGGAGGGUUCCCAAAGGCCCAAAUCCUGCACAGCCACCUAAGGAUCUUGCAUCAAGUUUUGGGCUUAAAAGAAGUGUUCCCAAAGGCCCAAAUCCUGCACAACCACCUAAGGAUCUUGCAUCAAGUUUUGGGCUUAAAAGAAGUGUUCCCAAAGGCCCAAAUCCUGCACAACCACCUAAGGAUCUUGCAUCAAGUUUUGGGCUUAAAAGAAGUGUUCCCAAAGGCCCAAAUCCUGCACAACCACCUAAGGAUCUUGCAUCAAGUUUUGGGCUUAAAAGAAGUGUUCCCAAAGGCCCAAAUCCUGCACAACCACCUAAGGAUCUUGCAUCAAGUUUUGGGCUUAAAAGAAGUGUUCCCAAAGGCCCAAAUCCUGCACAACCACCUAAAGAUCUUGCAUCAAGUUUUGGGCUUAAAAGGAGGGUUCCCAAAGGCCCAAAUCCUGCACAGCCACCAAAGGAUCUUGUAUCAAGUUUUGGGCUUAAAAGAAGUGUUCCCAAAGGCCCAAAUCCUGCACAACCACCUAAGGAUCUUGUAUCAAGUUUUGGGCUUAAAAGGAGGGUUCCCAAAGGCCCAAAUCCUCGACAAUCUCCUGGAGAGCCUCCUGUAACAUUCAACUAAGAUCAAUAUACUCUAACAAGGGUUAGAGUUCUCUGAUGUCCAAUUCAUAUAUAAAAUUAUCUGUCUAAUCUCACUAAGCAUGUUCUUAGUGGUGAUCUAAAUAAAGGUGCAUCUUGUUGUAACCAAAAUGAUGAAUUGAGAAGUUCUAAUCUUCUUUUAA
Macadamia integrifolia is the source of this 1450-nucleotide messenger RNA. Its product is annotated as formin-like protein 14. NCBI's taxonomy places the organism in Eukaryota, Viridiplantae, Streptophyta, Magnoliopsida, Proteales, Proteaceae. The transcript has 2 exons. Bases 31 to 1290 code for a protein of 419 amino acids. The record is from RefSeq and is a predicted model, not a curated record.